Messenger RNA from Scleropages formosus (Asian bonytongue), 2944 nucleotides. It is a transcript of the gene cdk6, whose product is annotated as cyclin dependent kinase 6. Gene Ontology annotation, molecular function: cyclin binding; cyclin-dependent protein serine/threonine kinase activity; ATP binding. Gene Ontology annotation, biological process: protein phosphorylation; signal transduction; regulation of G2/M transition of mitotic cell cycle. The coding region runs from base 1076 to 2047 and encodes 323 amino acids. NCBI's taxonomy places the organism in Eukaryota, Metazoa, Chordata, Actinopteri, Osteoglossiformes, Osteoglossidae. The transcript is spliced from 8 exons. Gene Ontology annotation, cellular component: cyclin-dependent protein kinase holoenzyme complex; nucleus; cytoplasm. The record is from RefSeq and is a predicted model, not a curated record.
UCGAGCGGGGCCCGCGUGCGGAAAGCGUGUGUCCGGGCUGCAAGUGCAGCUCGCGUCCUGUCCUGGCUGAGUCCUCUCCCUGCAGCCCCGAUCAUGCCGGGGACCGGGUGUCGAGCACAGGAACAAACGGUGCGAUCGCCGCCUCCCCCCGUGCCCCUCGUGCCUCGUGCCCGUCCCGGUGUUUCGGACAGCGAACGCGGAGAAACUGUGCGCGCGAACUUAGCGGAGCGCGAGAGUCAGUGUGUGAGAGCGCGAGGCCGGGCGGAGAGCGCGGGGAGGCGGUGAGCCUUUGUAGUCGCACAGGAAUGCGGAAAUGUUCCUGCUCCGUGUCAGACCUCUCCGAAGGGGGUCGCGGCGCAUUGAGCCAGCGUGGGAACGGCGAGGCGAGGCGAGGCGAGGCGAGGGGAAGCGCGGGGGAAGGCUGUCCACAGGGAACGGCGGAUCGCCGCUCACACGCUGCUCGCAGAGACGAGACGAGAGCCCACCGUGCAGUGGACCGUGAUCUUUUAAAAAAAAAAAAAAAGAAAGAAAAAAAAAACUUCUCUCUUUUCAAGAUCUACUGUGAGAGCGAGAAAAACAGGCAACACCAUCAUCCGCAUUUUUUUUCCCAGCUGAUCUCAUCCUGAACGCCGCUCUCUCUCGCUCGCUCGCUCGCGGGGGGCACCGCUGCGCGAGGCAAUGGGGUACGCAGGGUGUGCGGCGCGCGCCAGCCUUCUACCUGUGUGGCCCCGGGCACGCACACUGGGGCAUCUGUGAGGCAUCUGCAAACUUUACCCCCCCCCCAACCCCCCCCGACCUCCACCCGCGCCACUCCCCCCUCACCCCCACCCCCGCGAGAAGGGAAAAGCGCAGCUUCAUGGCAGGUCAGAGAGGACGCGCACGCGAGGAGGACCUCCCUUCACACACUCUUGUCGGCCAGGUGGUGCGAAUGGCACUCGCGCGUCUCAGAUGAUGUUUCUGUGAAGUUCGGGGCGAGUGUGCGCCGCGGCUGCGUCCGGGAGGUGGGACCUGAGAGCAAAAGCCUUCGAUUCGAAGCCAAGAGCCAAGGAGUCGGAGCGCUGCGACACGAAGAGCCAUGGAGAGGGAGGGCUGCGGCCAGCAGUACGAGCCCGUGGCCGAGAUCGGCGAGGGCGCCUACGGGAAGGUGUACAAGGCGCGCGACCUGAAGAACGGCCGCUUCGUGGCCCUCAAGCGGGUGCGCGUGCAGACGGAGGAGGAGGGCAUGCCGCUCUCCACCAUCCGCGAGGUGGCGGUGCUGAGGCAGCUCGAGUCCUUCGAGCACCCCAACGUGGUCAGACUGUUUGACGUGUGCACGGUGUCCAGAACUGACAGAGAGACCAAACUGACGCUGGUCUUCGAGCAUGUGGAUCAGGACCUGACCACGUACCUGGAGAAGGCACCUGAGCCAGGUGUGCCACCAGAAACCAUUAAGGACAUGAUGUACCAGCUCCUGCAAGGCCUGGACUUCCUCCACUCCCAUCGAGUGGUUCACCGUGACCUCAAGCCCCAGAACAUUCUGGUCACCAGCGGCGGACAGAUCAAGCUAGCCGACUUUGGCCUGGCCAGAAUAUACAGCUUUCAGAUGGCACUUACCUCAGUAGUUGUCACAUUGUGGUACCGGGCACCAGAAGUGUUGCUGCAGUCUAGCUACGCCACGCCGGUGGACCUGUGGAGUGUGGGAUGCAUAUUUGCUGAGAUGUUCAGUAGGAGACCUCUUUUUCAGGGAAACUCUGAUGUUGAUCAGCUGGGCAAGAUCUUUGAUGUUGUAGGAGUUCCCAGUGUGGAAGACUGGCCCCAGGAAGUUGGCCUCCCGCAAAGUGCCUUUUCCCCCAGGCCCCCUAAGCCCAUCUCCGAGCUGCUGCCGGAAAUGGACGAGCAGGGCCAGUCCCUCCUCCUGCAAUUUCUCACAUUCAAUCCCUCCAAGAGGAUAUCCGCAUACGCCGCGCUCUCCCAUCCCUACUUCCAGAGCCUGCAGAGCACCAGCAAGAGCACGACCCCCCAGCAAGCCCCCGGCAAGCAGCCCUCCCUGGAGGAGACAUCGUCCUGAAGAGCACCCCCAGAGAGCACCCCCAAGGAGACCACCUUUUCACGGAUUUAUUUUUUACAGAAACAUAUCUAUGUCUUCCACAACAUGUAUGCUGCUCUUUGGACUUCUUUAAGGUUUUUUUGUUGUUUUUAUUUGUAUUUUUCCUCCAGCAUUCUUUUUCUUUUUCUUUUUUUUUUUUUUGUUUUUUUAACAAUGCAAAGACCACCUAAGCUCCAGUGGACCACCUGGGAAAACUCUGGAGUUCCAGAAGCUGCUUCCUUCACAUACUGUCUUCCGACGGGACCGCCUCUGCCCCAUCAGGGGCCCCAAGCCAGCAGGGCCUCCUGGGUCCUGCCCCUCCAGCUGCUCACUCUGUCCUGUGUCAGUCUGUCCCCCCUCCCCCAUCACACACCUUUUCAGAAGAGGCACCAUGCCCCCCUCAAAUGCGUCUGACAGUGUACAGAUCAGUCUCGCCCUCCUCACCUUUAUGAACCCCGUGGGAACACGGAUGACCGUGGCCCUCGCGUCACAUCCCUGAGCAUCCCAUCAGCGCCUCAUGCUGGCAGAAAUGCAUACAGGCUGUGUUUUGUGCGUUAACCAUUUUGUGAAUUCCCUCUGUGCUUUCAUUUCAAACACAACAGAAAAUGCCAGAAGCUCUAAUGCAUGCAGAUAGUCUUACGUAAAACUUCUUAGCAGCUUUCAGUUCUUUCAUUUUAACGUUGAGAAAAACAUGCCAGCACCUUUCACUACUGUUACUUACUUCCUGUACAAUUAUAUUGACACAUGGGGUGAGAAUGUCAAGUAUGCCUUAAAGUAGAAUAAAAUAAAUGUGGGACAUCAAUAAGCUAAGACUGUUGUAGGACUUUUAUAGGCAAUUUCAUAAUAAGGGUUGUUGUGCGAUACGAUACAAACUUUUUU